AUUUCCUCCAUCCUGCUGCUUCACGUCGCGUCGCGAGUCCAGAGGUUCGGCUGCGACCCGGAGCAUGACGCGUCGAGCCCAGCUCCGUCCCUUCGCGGCGUAGCGCCACGGACAGAUGCUGCAGGUGGAGCCAGAAUGAGUGCCGAUCCGCUACUGCAGGAGACGCUAAUCAAGCGUUCGCAGCAGAAGAAAAGGACGUCGCCGCUGAACUACAAGGAACGAGUGUUUGUCCUCACCAAGACCAGGCUGACGUACUACGAAGGGAAACCAGAGAAGAAGUUCAAGAGGGGCUCGGUGGAGCUGAGCCGCAUCAGAUGUGUGGAAAUCGUGAAGAAUGGAGGUGGGAUCAUCCCCUGCCAGAACAAAUACCCGUUCCAGGUUGUGUACGAUACCAACACGCUGUAUGUUUUCGCUCCCACUCAGAAGAGCAGAAGUCAGUGGGUCCUGAUGCUCAAAAAUGAGAUCCAACACAACCCAGUCGUGCUGCUGAAGUUUCACCCCCAGUUCUGGCUGGAGGGCCAGUGGCUCUGCUGCCGCCAGGCAGACAAACAGGCGCUGGGCUGCGAGGAGUACAACCUGCAAGGAGACAUUUCCAGAAAACCUUUGCCUCCGAUUCCUGGACAGGGAAACACGCGCCGGCCGCGGCCGCCUCCCGUCCCGCAGGACGAAGACGAGGAUGACGAGGAGGAGGAGGAGGAGGUGGUGGUGGCUCUCUACGACUUCCCAGGCAUGGAGCCGCACGACCUGAAGCUGGUCCGCGGCAGAGAGUACGUCAUCCUGGAGAAAUGUGACGUCAACUGGUUCAGGGCACGCAACGAGUACGGUGAGAGGUCACACAGAGGAUACAUCCCCAGUAACUACGUGUCGGAGAAAACGUGGGAACCUGGUGCAUGAUAAAAGUCUCAUAAUGUUUGUUUCAGGUGGUACAGUAAAGGAGUAAACAGGAACAUGGCUGAGGAGCUGCUGAGGAAGGAGGACAAAGAAGGAGCCUUCAUUGUGAGAGACUCCAGCCUCCCGUCGACAUACACAGUCUCUCUUUACACCAAAGCAGGAUCUGGGAAAGGAGGUCCAAUGAUUAAACAUUAUCACAUUAAAGAGACGCAGUGCUCCCCCAAAAUGUUUUACCUGGCUGAGAAACACAUGUUCAGCUCCAUCCCUGAACUCAUCGAGUACCACAGCCACAACGGAGCCGGUCUUGCAGCCAGGCUCAGAUAUCCUGUAGGAAAGCAGGACAAGUCAGGUCCAUCGACGGCAGGCUUCAGCUACGAGAUGUGGGAGAUCAACCCGAGCGAGUUGACCUUCAUGAAGGAGCUGGGCUGCGGUCAGUACGGCCAGGUGAGGCUCGGCAUGUGGAGGUCUCAGCACAAGGUGGCCAUUAAGGCCAUCAAGGAGGGCGCCAUGUACGAGGAGGACUUCAUCGAAGAGGCCAAACUCAUGAUGAAGUUGUCCCAUCCCAAGCUGGUGCAGCUGUACGGCGUCUGCAGCCAGCAGAGGCCCAUCUACAUCGUCACAGAGUUCAUGCAGCAGGGCUGCCUGGUGAACUACCUGAGGCAGCGGCGCGGCAGCUUCAGCCCCGGGUCGCUGCUCGACAUGUGCCUGGACGUCUGCGAGGGCAUGGAGUACCUGGAGGAAAACAGCUUCAUCCACAGAGACCUGGCGGCCAGGAACUGCCUGAUGAACGACGCUAUGGUGGUGAAGGUUUCUGACUUCGGCAUGGCCAGGUACGUCUUGGACAACCAGUACACCAGCACCAAAGGUGCCAAGUUUCCUGUGAAGUGGUCUCCGCCUGAGGUCUUUAACUACUGCAAGUUCAGCAAAUCGGACGUCUGGUCGUACGGUGUGCUGAUGUGGGAGGUCUUCACAGAGGGCCAGAUGCCGUUCGACCAAAGACUCAAUCACGAAGUGGUUGCCAUGGUCACCAACGGGCAUCGGCUGUUCCGGCCCAAGAUGGCGGCGCCCGCCCUGUACGACAUCAUGCAGCUCUGUUGGAACAACAGGCCGGAUGAGCGUCCGUCUUUCUCUCAGCUUUGCCUGAUGCUCUCAGACGUUUUGGAGGACGACGGUACUUUUUCACCCUGAGCAUCCAGGAUGAUGCUCAGGAUCCUGGCUGAAGACGCACCUGCUGUCCCAACCUUUCCAAAGGCUUUGUGGUGUUUAUAUUUUAAAACCACAAACGGAAGGAUAGCAACCUGCACAUUAAUGCUGCUUAACGCGAUGAAACGUCGAGGCGCGAGAGGAACCGACCACAUCUGCUCAUCAGCUGCUGCGUCUCUGCUGAACCCGAUUCAGGACGGCGAACUGGACCUGAGCGACGCUCACUGACUGCAGAGGCUUAGCCAGGUGUUUCAACAUGUUGGGUGGAAAUAAAUGGCUUCCUUUCUUCUGCUUGUUGGAGUUCUUACUGCAAGUAAAGAAACUCACAAGUCGAGGUUUGGAUUAACCGCAGCACAGACUGAUUUUUAUUUAAAACCAGCCCUUGAGUGACACCUAACACAAAAAUCAGAAACAAAUUUUUAUAUUCUUAACUAAAUAAAUUUUGUGGCCUGCCAGCAGUUUAAACUCUCCAGUUUUUGACAGUUUUUUGGUUAAACCUUUUAAACUUUUUUAAAAGCAACAUUGUUGCUAAUCACACAUUGUUUCAACAUAUUGUGGUUUGUAACAUGUUUAUAACACUUUUCACAACAGUGUUAUAAACAAUAUAUUAAUGGCAAUAAGUUACAAAGCAGCAAUAUGUUGCUUUACUCUGUAAAGCAACAUAUUGCUGCUUUGUAACAUAUUUUUAACAUGGUUACAACAUUCUUU
Poeciliopsis prolifica (blackstripe livebearer) is the source of this 2802-nucleotide messenger RNA. RefSeq names its product tyrosine-protein kinase Tec-like. NCBI's taxonomy places the organism in Eukaryota, Metazoa, Chordata, Actinopteri, Cyprinodontiformes, Poeciliidae. The record is from RefSeq and is a predicted model, not a curated record. Gene Ontology annotation, molecular function: protein binding; ATP binding; non-membrane spanning protein tyrosine kinase activity. Gene Ontology annotation, biological process: peptidyl-tyrosine autophosphorylation; adaptive immune response; B cell receptor signaling pathway.